AUGGAUCAUAGAUUUGUUUCUUCAACAGAUUUGGAAGAAGCUAAACGUAAAAGGGCAGAAGAAUGGAAAGCUGCUUAUGAACGACUUGGGCAAAAACCACCCGAAAAAGAAAAAGAAGAAUAUGAUCCUCGCACGUUAUAUGAAAGAUUACAGGAACAAAAAAUGAAAAAAGAAGAAGCAUUUCAAGAGAUGACGCGGUUUAGUAACUUGGUACAUAGACUUGAUGAAGAUGAAAUUGAAUUUUUAGCAAUGUUAGACAAUGAAGAAAAAAUUAAAGAAUUGGACAAAUCAAAAAAAGUAGAAAAGGAACUUGAAGAAUUUAGACGUAAUAAAUUAAAUUCAAAACAUGAUGUACAACAAAAGAUUCUUGCUAAUGCAAUUAAAAAAUCUAAUAAAGAUGAUCAUGACAAUCAUGAUAAAAGUGAUAAAAACCAUAAGAUUAAAGACCAUACCAAAGAUUCAAAAGAACAAUCAAGAGAUUGA
Messenger RNA from Entrophospora sp. SA101, 483 nucleotides. The record is from the annotation of a GenBank genome assembly. Lineage: Eukaryota; Fungi; Glomeromycota; Glomeromycetes; Entrophosporales; Entrophosporaceae.